Monoraphidium neglectum is the source of this 396-nucleotide messenger RNA. RefSeq lists its product as hypothetical. NCBI's taxonomy places the organism in Eukaryota, Viridiplantae, Chlorophyta, Chlorophyceae, Sphaeropleales, Selenastraceae. The record is from RefSeq and is a predicted model, not a curated record. The transcript has a single exon. The annotation marks the transcript as partial.
CUGCUUCAGUCAUCCAACCAGCUACCAGCCAAGCUCGCGGCUUUGGCGGCACUCCUGAAUCUCAAAGGUGAUGGCCCUGUCGAGAUGGUUGACAACAGCAGCGGCAACAGUAGCAGCAGCAGCAGCAGCAGCAGCGCUGGGGCCAGCAGCGGCGGUGGGGGCGCCGCUGGCAAACUUGACAGUGGGCAGGCCUGCACGGCGCCCUCGCACAUCGCGGCCGCGGCGUCGCUCGCCCUGCAGCACCCGCGGCUGCUAUGCUUCUCACCCCGCGGCCUGAGCGCCAGGUUCACAGCGCUGCAGGCAGUCUCGGGGCUGCCUGCGGCAGCCGUCGCUGCUUCGGUGAGGGCACACCCUCAGAUGCUGGUCGACGCAGCUGCGCCUGAGGGGGAUAGCUAG